GGCCCAGGAAGCGAACCCGCGGAGCAACAGCGUCUGUAACAACAGCACCGAGCGGAAUGUGUCCUGCGUGUGAGACGUGAAUAUAUGACCGAUCGAGUGUCGAUAGAACCGGGAUCGAGUGUUGGAAAACGUGUGGUCGUGGGGGGGCCUCAGGAUGCUGGUGUUGCUGCUGCUGCUGCUGCUGGGGGGGGCCGCCUCUGUGGACGCGGAUGAUUACUAUUCGAAGCGUUAUGGGGACACACUCUCUGUCAGGAUGUGGCUGCAUGAUGUUUCAAUCAAGUUCAUCCCUGAAGACACCAACUCAGAGUCAGUGAUCUUUUGGAAACCCGACGACCCUUCGGUCCCCGUGGACAGCAGGCGGAGUGUCUCUAAUGGCUAUUUGGAGAUCAAAAAUCUAACCCAGAAAGACAAUGGCAUCUACGAAAUGAUAAAAAGUGAGAUAGUCCUGAAGUCAUGGUCCGUUGAGGUCGAAGCAAAGUAUGAGGACCUUGAGCUGAAGUCUGGUGAAGAACUCAGAUUCACAUUUCCUCUGGUCAAGAACCACUGCAACAUCCACUUCUUCCCAAAGAAAAAGGAACAUGAACUGACGAGCUAUGACACCCAGCUAGUUCGUAAUGGCAGAACGGUUUCAACCAAUUCACUCUGCAAUAGCUUUGAAUUUGUAAGGCCGUGCGGGUUGGAGAUGGAGAUGCAUGAGUUGUGCGACGGACGCUUUGAGGUCAGAGAUCAAUAUGAUGAAAUCGCCUUGAACGUGUACGUGGAUUGGAUGGCCGAACCUUUUAAUUUAGGCUACAUUGGAAUUUGCGUUGGUGCUGCCCUGGGCGCAGUGAUCUGCUGCUGCUGUGUGAAACGCUGCUGCUGCAAAGGCUCCAAGAAAAAGGACUCUGCUGCCGCUGAAGUGCCUGUGGCUUACAACGAGUAUGUCCAGGAGCCUGUGGCACUGAGGCCAGCGCAGCCCACACCGCGCCCUGUGACAUACUACUCCCCCCCUCAGCCGUCCCAAGCUCCGACUGGCCCGCUGAUACACAAUCCUACUAUAGUGAAUGGGCCACCUGCUUAUUCUGAGGGUUCAGCUCCAGCAGAGCCGGCAAACGCUCCCACUUCCUCUCUGCUCUCUGACUGUGGGCUGCAGUUUGAACUGAAGGGAAUGCAAUUUCCCUGUGCUUCCCCUCUCCACGCAGAGUCAACUUACAACAGCGUUUAUACCUCCAACAAACUGGACUUCCUCUGAAAGCCUUGAAUUUGAACACUGCACUCAUUGAAUGAAAGGUUUGACAUUGGGGAUAUAUGCCUCAUCUGGUUGUCUGGGAACUGGCUCCUGCCAAGAAAUAGUCACACAGCCUUAUCCGUAAGAACAGAAUUAAACAAGAAAAACACGGUAAUCUCAGAUUUUUAGAAACACUGAUGAGUUUAUUCAAAUACCUAAACACAAAGCAGAGAUAUGUUUUAACUGCCUAUUACUAGCUAGCCCAGGGGUGGGCAAACUUUUUGACUCGUGGGCCACAAUGGGUUCCAAAAUUUGACAGAGGGGCCGGGCCAGGAACAGAUGGAUGGAGUGUUUUUGUGAACUAAUAUAAAUGACAUGGAAAAAUCAUUACAUGAAAGGAUUUGGCCUUUACCAAGUAGCAAAGCACUUAUUUGCAAGGCCAUUUAACAAAAACCCGCCUUCAGAAAAAGGCUUGCUAGCCUUUGCUAUUUCGAAUGUCCCCCAAAAAACAUGCCUUGGUAGAUGACUCUUUAAUCGCAGUUUGUCUGUGAAAAAAAAAUGUUGCUGAGUCUCUAAAUUAGUCGCCAACCUUUGAGCUGCAGCCACCCGUUCUUGCGUUGACUGCUUGCUAGCGUAGUUAGCAUGUUUCGUAGCAAAGUGACGGCUGAUGUUGUACUCCAUGAAAACUGCGACAGUUUCUCGGCAUAUCAGGCAUACACCCUUCGAUUUGACAUCAGUGAAAAAGUAUUUUGUUGUCGACAUUAAACACUCGGCACUCAUUGUCCACUUUUCUUUUCCUUGAUCCUCUCUCAUUUUACAGAAGGGAUCACAGGUCAAAGGGAAAAAGUGAAGGGAGAUCAUGUGCCUGCUUUCAAGCCCUAUACACCACACUCCCGGGCAAAUUUAAUUUAGCUGACUAUUUUAUCCAAAGCGACUUACAAUAAGUGCAUUCAACCCCGAGGGUUCAAACCCAGAACAACAAGAAUCAAGAAAGUAAGAUUUCUUCAAAAAUAAAGCAAAACUACAAAGUUCUAUAAGUACGUGCCAUUUAAGUGCAACAAAAUAAAAAAAGCCUUAAAAAGCCCAACGGGCUGUACUUUGCCCAUGUCUGAGCUAGCCUAACCAACUGCUGGCUGUACUUAAUCAGCAGUCAAACAGGUUAUAGGGAACCGAGUCUGAAAGACACCCAUCCAUUGCAGAUUCCAUAACGCUCCAAUGUGCCAAAUUUGACCAGACAGUGUAAACGAUCCAGGAGAAAGGGAAGACCAUAGGUUUCACAUUUAUUUGAGAUCACUCUGAUCGAAAGCCAUGUGUGACGAGCAGUGAGUUUAAAGCCAUAGGAAAGAAAAUAUCCACUCUCAAUAGCGAGUCCUUCUGCAGGUCUUGUCAGGAAUACCUCAUCUGUUACAGACCAGUUUGCCUGUGAAAAACCUGCAUCAGGGAAGCUGUGGAUGUUUACUCACAUUUGUAGAGAUACAAAACUAUUAACUGACAAUUUUUCUCAGGUCCGUCUACGCACACACUCAAAUGGUUUCUUUUUAAUUGAAUAAAAAAAGACUGUUUGAUAACUUUAAA
Messenger RNA from Limanda limanda (common dab), 2782 nucleotides. RefSeq lists its product as uncharacterized. The coding region runs from base 155 to 1231 and encodes 358 amino acids. The transcript is spliced from 7 exons. NCBI's taxonomy places the organism in Eukaryota, Metazoa, Chordata, Actinopteri, Pleuronectiformes, Pleuronectidae. The record is from RefSeq and is a predicted model, not a curated record.